GCCUUUUGCCCAGUAAUACUCGUGAAAUGACGACCGCCUGUUCCCGAAACACUAAGCUAUGCAGUUUUCUAUUAGCGUCGCAGUCUUUUGCCUCGCGAGUGUGAUAGCAGCCACAUACGGGAGUCCCCCGCCUCCCCAGCUGCCAAUCGUCCUAGGGAUAGUAUCCGACACAGCAUGGCAGUGCUCGCCAGGAAAAAGUAUCAACAUUACCUUCCUACCGCACACUCUUAGGCUGGAUCUUCCUGCGAUGAGGUUCGGAGCCGAGGGUCAUGGAAGAACAGAUGAGCUGGCCGUAUGCCAAUUCACGGCGGAACUCACGUCUUGGUGGUAUAAGUACCGGUUUGCGAUUCAGAACGUGACUUACAAAGGGCACCUUACGGCAACAGACGGCGCUCAGCUUUACCGGUUGUCCGCGAACGCCGUGUUUCGGUACGAGAACCGCAAGCUUAAUCCCGGGAGGGCCCCUCCGGAUAUAUGGAAUGUGUCUAUGUCUACUAUGGUGAGUGAAUCCGCAUCAGUCUCUCCUCAUUCUACUCCCUCGCCUCACAAUCCACCGUCGUGCGCGGAAAGGGGCCGGGGCCAACAGAUUUACAGAUUGACAGCGCUAAACCGACCACAAUCGGAGGCGACGGGGACUUCAACGGGGACUUCGAGGUCGGCGACGGGAACCCUCGGUUAGAAUGGUCCACGUGCAUGGACGGCGGUGAGGGCACCGGCGACGUUAAAACCAAGCUAGCGUUCGCUCUGACCGCGACAACGAGCGAUCGAACUGGAAAGGGGACCGGCGUGUUGGCUCGUGGUCUCACCGUCGACUUCGGGAUCGCUUGGGAGGAAUGCUACCCCAACCGCGCGGUGAAGAACGCUUGGGGCCAGACGCGGAUCGAUGACUGGUCGACUUGCACAUAUAAGAACGGCAACCAGACCUCGCGUCCAUUGCGCCACGGUGUCGGCUUACUAUUUUAAACCAGACAAAUACCACUUGCAAUAGAUGGCCAACGCCGGGCUCCUCUGGAUGUCUCGGUGGUUAUGCGUGCGACUAUUUUCCGAGACGACGAAAAGGCUAGCAGCAAAGAAUAGAACAUCCUCGACGAGAAGCCGAAACAGCC
Messenger RNA from Durotheca rogersii, 1106 nucleotides. RefSeq lists its product as uncharacterized. The transcript has a single exon. The record is from RefSeq and is a predicted model, not a curated record. NCBI's taxonomy places the organism in Eukaryota, Fungi, Ascomycota, Sordariomycetes, Xylariales, Xylariaceae. The coding region runs from base 59 to 679 and encodes 206 amino acids.